AUGUCCUCCACGCACACCAUUGGUGGGUGUGCCGCGUUUUCGCAUCAUCACGCACCAAUCACCACCCUGCCGCCAAGGCUUUAUACUCUCGCUGGAUGCGGAGAGGGGCUUUCUGCUCCAGAGGAGAAUCGGGGUAAGCUAUUCCACGCCGCCUGUCGAGAGCAUUUUGACGAGAAUCACGAGCAGGAUUUCUUGGAUCUGUGGAACCAUGGCUUCAGCACUUUUUCCCCCGAUCAUGAUGACCACCAAAGGGAUAGAAAGAAACGCGUGGUGGAAGGAUGUUUCUCUGCCGCGCUAUUGGUGCGCUUCAAGGUCGCGUUGUUUGAUUGGCUACCGCGAGCUGGGAUUGGGUUUAUCCGUUUCUUGAGGCACCGAGAGUUCGGUCAGCUGUGCCCAUUCCGGGAUAAGAUAAACAGUAGGUACGGCGGUGAAGUUGCCUCUUGGCAUUCGCUUGACACUGAACAUCUUAGAAUAUUAGUUGACAAUGUCAGCACAUCGCACAUACACGAGCCUGAAAGGAAUGGUAGAUUAGCAGCAGAGUACCGUGCCAUCAGAAUUGAAGUUGAAUUGCGGGAGAUUAGGUGGACUUGUGGAGUCGUAAAUACAGCCAAAGCUAUGAUCGCUCUCCAUCCUGUUAGGCUCGUCGUCCUUGGUGGCUUCAGCAACAUCUUCCUUACGAGCAUCAUUGCAUACAUCCUCCUCUUAGAUAUUCCUUGGUGGAAUGUUAUAAUGGUGCAGGGUGGUGCUCGGUAG
Messenger RNA from Echinococcus granulosus, 753 nucleotides. RefSeq lists its product as hypothetical. NCBI's taxonomy places the organism in Eukaryota, Metazoa, Platyhelminthes, Cestoda, Cyclophyllidea, Taeniidae. The coding region runs from base 1 to 753 and encodes 250 amino acids. The record is from RefSeq and is a predicted model, not a curated record. The transcript is spliced from 6 exons.